This is a messenger RNA of Strongyloides ratti, 339 nucleotides long. RefSeq lists its product as hypothetical. NCBI's taxonomy places the organism in Eukaryota, Metazoa, Nematoda, Chromadorea, Rhabditida, Strongyloididae. The coding region runs from base 1 to 339 and encodes 112 amino acids. The record is from RefSeq and is a predicted model, not a curated record. The transcript has 3 exons.
AUGGGAACAAAUAUGUCAUCAGAACCAUCUUCGUAUAAACAUUACGAUAAAAGUAUCUAUUUUUCAAAAAGUUUAAAAAAAGAUCCAUAUUCAACUCAAUUUUCAAAAGAAUAUUGGACAGUUAAAAAAACAGAUAAGUCAAAAACUUCUAUUGUAUCUGAUCGUUUCAAUUACCAAAAACAAAAAUAUGGAAAUGAAAAUAAUAAUAAAUUUGUUAGUGCAUUUUGUGAUCAAGUAAAUACAUCAUCAUCAACUUCUUUUAAUAAUGGUUUAAAUAGAUCAUCUUCUGCUACAAUACCUUCAACUUCAAAAUCAAAUCAAUACUAUACAUUUAAUUAA